Molecule: messenger RNA, 828 nt
Organism: Spirodela intermedia
Lineage: Eukaryota; Viridiplantae; Streptophyta; Magnoliopsida; Alismatales; Araceae
Source: the annotation of a GenBank genome assembly
AUGAAUGAUACAAUUCAGUCUCUACACUUAGAAUUUGCUCUUCGAAACUUAGGCCCUACUAAUUAUUUUCUUGGUAUAGAACUUAUCAAAGGCACUGAUGGUUUUCUCUUAUCUUAAUCUAAGUUUGUAGCUAAUAUAUUGAAUAAAAUGAAAAUAAUCAACUUUAUACCAAGUUUUACACUCUCCUCUACCAAUUCUUCCACAAUCACUUCUAGUGGCCCUUUCUUUGAUCUCUCAUUAUAUUGUGGUAUUUUAGGUGCUCUACAAUACAUUAUAAUUUCUCACCUUGACAUUGCUUUUGCAGUUAAUAGAGCAUGACAAUUUAUGUAUAACCCAACUGAAGCACACUAGUUUUUUGUGAAACAUCUAUUUCGCUAUCUCAAGGCACAAUUGGUCAUGGUUUGCUGUUACGAAAACAUUCUUGCUUUUUUACUUAAUGCUUUUAGUGAUGUAGAUUGGGCAAGUGCAUUUGAAGAUAGGAGAUCCACAAGUGGAUAUUUGAUCUUCCUUGGAUGCAAUUUAAUCUCAUGGAGUUCUAAGAAACAAAUGACCAUCGCCCUCUCCAACACUAAAGUAGAAUACAAUGCUCUUGCCAAUGCAACUGUGAAAUUAAUCUGGAUAUAUUCUCUUUUGCAGGAACUAGGAAUGAUGCUGUCCUUCUCGCCCACUUUUUGGUGUGACAAUAUCAGAGCAACCUACCUUGUGGCGAACCUAGUGUUUCAUGCAAGAACAAAGCACAUUGACAUAGAUUUUCAUUUUUUCUGUAAGUUGCAUCAAAUCAGUUUCAAAUCUCCUUCAUAUACAACAAAGAUCAGCUUGCUGAUAUAA